AUGCGCCGUGCCAGCUCCGCUUCGGAUUUCCCCAAAGCCAGUCAGCAACCCCGGCCACAGACGCGCCAGUUCGGACCUGAGAAGCCCCCCCUGCCCAUUGCGAUCCAGGCUGCCGGGUCAGCCAGUCUUCGAUCCUGCGGAAGGAUUCAACCCCGAGACUUUGCGAACAUCCAACAAGUGCAACUGUCCGAAAAGCCCAGCAUCAUCUCUCUCCUCGCCACUGUCGCCGCGGCAAAGCUUCCUCAGCGGCAACAGAGGCCCGUCUCUGGAUUUCUCCUCGCUCUCGGUUCCCUGGCUCUCACGUGCCUCCUGAGUCUGACCGGAGCGACAGAGACAGUAUCAGCUCGGGUUACACAUCAAUCUACUCAAAUUGAGAUCCUAAACGGGACCAUCCAAGGAGGCCGGUGCCGGGAGACUGACGUGGACUAUUUCUUCUCGAUCCCUUAUGCCAAGCCGCCAGUAGGAGAUCUUCGCUUCGCACCCCCGGUGUCUUAUUCCAAUGCAUAUGACGGAGUUUUGGAUGGGGAAACCGCCGCACCCGCAUGCCCCCAAUUUGGCACGAGUUACGUGGAAAAGGGACCACAGCAUGAGGAUUGUUUGUUCGUCGAUGUGUGGAAGCCAGCCGAUGCAAGUCCAGCCUCGAGGCUGCCUGUGAAGGUCUGGAUAUUCGGCGGCAGUGACGAGGCAGGCGGCAUUUCUGACCCGACCUACAAUGGCUGCUACUCAGCCACAGACUCAAUAGUGGUGUCUAUCAACUAUCGUGUUGGCCCUUUGGGCUUCCUCGCACUUCCUGACCUCGGACUUAAUGGCAACUUCGGCAUCAUGGAUCAGAUCUUAGCCCUUAGAUGGGUUCAAGAAAACAUCGCUUAUUUUGGCGGUGAUCCAAGUAGAGUCUUACUCUUCGGACAAUCAGCGGGUGCUUCGAACGCCUUCGCUAUUGCAACAAUGGAAAAUGCCCCAAAGCUAAUCAGUGCAGCCGCUUUACAAUCAGGUGGAGGUCGCGACUACGCUACCGCAGCCCAGGCAGAACCAUGGCAUCGCAGCUUUGCUGAACAGCUGGAUUGUGAGAACAUCGACAUGUCUUGCCUCCGUUCUGCUUCCGUUUCCUCUCUCAAGAAAGCCCAGCUAAAGAUGCCCAGCAGCUCAGUUCCAGGCGCAAGCACUCUGCUGGAGAAUGAUGGUACCGGUCCAGGCUGGGGUCCCUUGGUGGACGGGGACCUCAUUCCUACUAAUCCGGGAGAUGCAGGUGUCCGCAUCCCGUCUAUUUUUGGUUCCAAUUCCCAGGAGGGUAGCUUGCCUCUUCUGUCCAGAUACGGACCGAGAGUCACGAAGCUCAACCAGUCGACCCUGUCCAAAUUUGCUCGGACAGGAGGCCCGGGGUAUGCCGCAAUGAUGACGGUCUUGACAGCUCACUCCUAUCGAUGUGCCGCGUACCGUGGACUCAAAGGGGCGGUCAGGAACGGCGUACCUGCUUGGACAUACAGCUUCGGCCAUACACCCUCGUGCGCUUGGUAUCAAAUGAUCCCAGAUGCGAGGCCCGUUCUGAAAUUACUCGGACCUACUCACACAGCCGAAUUACCCUAUGUAUUUAACUUGACAACCCAUAUGCCACCGCCGGAUGGGAAUUGCCAGUUCAAUGAAAAUGAGAAAGAACUUGCUGCAACGAUUUCGACGCUUUGGACGAACAUGGCGGCGACGGGAAGACCUGGGACCGCGAGCCAGUGGCCAGAAUGGAAUAUGGAACAAAGCUACGGGGUCAAUAUAAACAGCCGUCUAAACGUUGGCGCUGUGGACUACUCCAUGUGUGCUGCCUUCUGGGACCAAAUCAUGGAUGGUGUCAAGAGGAUUGCUCAACCCACCAAUGGCCUCGAAAUACAAACCCCGGAUCUUAGCGAACCAUGGCCACCAGAAGAUUUGGCUCAACAACCACUGAAAGACAUGUCAGGGUCUUAUACACGACUUAAUGAGACAGACACCCCCUUCAAGGUUCAACAGCUUAAUGAGCGGAACGGGUUCAAAAAUUACAGCUGUGCCACCCUGGCGAGCAUUGCACGCGUCUGCAAGCGCUUCAACGCAAUGGCGGUUCCGCUACUCUACCACACCUUACCGGUCCCCUCUCAUUCGUCAAUGAGUGAUCCUCUUGCCAGAACACUCAGUACGUCGCCGCGUCUGGCACAACUCGUCCAGGAGGCUGAUAUCAGGACCCAAGAUGGAUUGAACAAGGCGCUGCGGCAAGCUCUCGAAGCUGGAAGUUGGACGCAAUCUACACAUAUCACCAAUUUUCUCCAGAAAUGUUUGGAUGGGAAAGGGGUGGGGAACGCAGAAGCACACCUUGCCUUGUUCCUCUGUAUGCUACCAAAUCUAAGAGUGGCUGAGCUAGAGAUUGACAUCGGCGCCGAGCUGAUGCUGGAUUUUGUUACUUGGCCAGAAAACCUGUUAUCACGAAUCAUGGAGUUGCGCCUGAGCAAAAAUGCAGUGAGGUCAUGGACGAAUAUAAAGGGUAUCGACUAUCUGAUGCAAUUGCCAUCCCUACGAAGCCUGUACGGUGCCGAGAUCCGCUGGUACCAAUACCAAGGUCCACCUCUCGAUUUGCAGCAUCUGUUUCUGCUCAACUCAUACCUUGAUUCGAGUUCAUUCGACAACAUACUAUCCUGUUGUGUCAGCCUUGAGACGCUACAGAUUCACUGGGCACCCUUGUUGAGACAUACCGAACUAAGCUACCAUGACUUCUCUCGGAUGGGCGAUACCCUUAGAGACUUUGGAACGAAUCUGGAGAAAUUAGACCUCGAUCCCUACCUCGGUCCCUUCUGCGCAGAAGAUUCAUCGGGGAGAUUAGAUUCCCUCCGCUCGUUGACUCGCCUGAAACAGCUGAAGCUACCGCGGGAAAUGCUGGUAGGAAGGGUCAAGGGUGAUACGAACAGCGAGGAGGUUCAAAGUGACGACGUAGCUUUGCAAGAAGGAAACCCGAGACUCAUAGAACUCCUACCGCAUGGACUUGAGCAUUUGCAUCUUUACUCCUGUCAGAAGGAUCUAGAGGCUCUGGACGGCGAACUACUAGAGCUUCUCGAGUCUGAGCAAUUUCCAAGGUUACGAUGUAUUCGGGUCGACCGCGAUAAUUCAUUUAGCAAAGAUCUGUCCAACCUCAGCUGGACCGCCGAGGACGACGAACAUGGAAUAGCUCUGAGAAAGAAAGGCGACCUAGGUGCUGGCAUCCCACAUCGAUUCGGGCCCAGAACAUGGGUACUUCCAAGCCUUAGCUAA
Diaporthe amygdali is the source of this 3261-nucleotide messenger RNA. RefSeq lists its product as uncharacterized. The transcript has 8 exons. Bases 1 to 3261 code for a protein of 1086 amino acids. The record is from RefSeq and is a predicted model, not a curated record. Lineage: Eukaryota; Fungi; Ascomycota; Sordariomycetes; Diaporthales; Diaporthaceae.